Chara braunii is the source of this 1200-nucleotide messenger RNA. The record is from the annotation of a GenBank genome assembly. NCBI's taxonomy places the organism in Eukaryota, Viridiplantae, Streptophyta, Charophyceae, Charales, Characeae.
AGCGGCCGCAUCUUCGGCACCGGCGUGCGUCGUCAAAGUGGCGGUUUUCAGCACCGGGCAUUUGUUUGGCGGUUGUGGCAGGCAUCUAGAUAUGGAGAGCACGGGGUUCUUGGAUAUGGACGUUCGCGGGCGCGGGCAGGGUCUUCGGGAUGACGAAAUCGAGGCGGUGGCGGUGGCGAUGGCCGUGACUGCGGUCGUCGUGAACAAGAUGCGCGUCAUCCAGUUGUGCGCCACACUGUCUUCUGGUGUUUUCCCGCGGGAGACUCCACGCUGGUGGAUUAAACGACGGACUGGCGGAACAUGGGAGGACCUCCGCCUGUGUGACGAUGCGACGGACGAGUACUACCGCCAGAAGUUGCGCAUGUCGAUGGCCAUGUUCAGGCAGAUCGUGGCCGCGUGCGCCGCGUACGUGGAGAAGAAGGUGACGCACUAUAGGAUGUCAUUGUCGGUGGAGCAGGUCAUCACGUUCCCGCUGUACAGGUGGGCGUCAGGAGAGACGUACGAGAGCGGCACUUUUGCCUUCGGCAUCGGGAAAGCAACUGGACUGCAGGCCGUCCGCGACGUCACUUCGGCAGUGCUGCAGGCGUACCCAGACGCGAUAAAGUGGCCAGUGGGCCGUAGACGCGCGCAGAUUCUGCGCGCUUUCCGUGACAAGGGUUUCCCCAACUGCUUCGGCGCAAAUGACUGCACACACAUCUUCAUUGACAAGCCCGUCGACGGACCAUCUGCCAACUACUACGACCGCAAACAAAAGUUUUCCGUGCAGGCGCAGGUGGUAGUGGAUUUGGAUCUGCGGAUCAUGGACGUCCACAUCGGAUACCCGGGAAGCGUGCACGACGUCCGUGUCCUGCACAAUUCCCAGCUGUGGAGGCGUGCACAAGCUGGCGAGCUGUUCGACGCACCUCCGGUGAGUCUGUCGCACGGAGUCGUCACGCGAGGUUACCUGCUAGGCGACAACGGUUAUCCUGUUGUCUGCCCCUGGAUCGUGCAGCCGUACGGAGGAAUCGACCAAGGUCUUGAGGAGGAGCGGUUUGACACGCGGCAGAAGGUGGCGCGGGGGUGUGUGGAGAGAGCUUUCGGGUGGCUGAAGUGCAUGUGGCGUUUUUUCUUACGCACCCACUAGACGAACCUGGAUACCUUGCCGCAGCAAUUCGUGGCAGUGUGCACUUUGCACAACAUCCUCCUAGACGCCGGGAUCGA